UUCCAAUGUCGGAGAUGACAUCAAGUCCUUCCCUUGGUCUCACGGCCUACACAGCCUCCACGCUAAGUAAAAGAGGAGACCACAAUGAGUACAAGUUUGAGAUCGGCCGUUUGCUGUCCUUUAAGACCUGGCCGUCUGUUGCAUCUAGUGCUCACCCUACACGCCUCGCGAGAGCAGGGUUCUAUUAUAUGGGAAGAGGGGAAGAAGUGCGCUGUUAUAGCUGUAAUGUAGUGAUAAAAGUCUGGGAAUUCGGAGACAAUCCUUUUAAGAAACACUCAGCGCUUUCUCCUCAUUGUUUACAUAUACUUGGACAAGAUGAAAACAACGUUCCGAUUAUUGCACCGACCGAUGACAAAACGACUCCAUCCACGCAGCAGAUACGCGCAGUAGCAGAUCCACCAGGCAGCAGGCGGCCAUUGUCUUCUCUAUCGCUGUCCACAACACAAUCCCGAUCUCAACUGGAUGAGCCAGACAACGCCACCGCGGCUGCUACAUGUAUCAAUACUACGCCAAUAAGUAGACAGUCUCCAAGUCCAGUUCCUCUCCAGAGUCAUCUUAACUAUCAAAACAGCUCUCCUGCUGAUUCUAUGCGAGACGAACUUACAAGACUGGCGACUUUUCAAAGUUUUCCCACCACGUGCCCUGUUAGACCGGCAGAUCUCGCUAGAGCCGGCUUCUUCUACGUGGAUGUUGACGACAUGGUGAAGUGUGCCUUCUGUGACGGAAUGAUCAGAAACUGGGAGAGAGGUGACCGCGCCUUUGACGAACACGCGAGACACUUCCCUAAUUGUGCUUUUGUGAAACAUUUUUCGAAGUUAGAUAGCCAUUCCAAUAUUGACCGAAGUGAUAAAGAAGUAUAUGCAAAAAGAUGCCAUUUCAAUCUUAAAUCUUGCGUUUUUGUUGGCCCUGAAAGAGACUCAGUUAACUCAAAUGUUGGCUAUUUUCACACCCCGCAGCGUGACCCCAGUGUUAAUGAGUGCCGCUAA
This is a messenger RNA of Lingula anatina, 986 nucleotides long. Its product is annotated as inhibitor of apoptosis protein. NCBI's taxonomy places the organism in Eukaryota, Metazoa, Brachiopoda, Lingulata, Lingulida, Lingulidae. The record is from RefSeq and is a predicted model, not a curated record.